GUAUGGAAGGAGGUGAACUAUUCGAGCGUAUCCAAAAGAGAUCUUCAUUCACUGAGAGGGAAGCUGCAGAACUCAUCAAAAGCGUUGCUUCGGCUGUCCAGCACGCUCAUUCUUUGAAUAUUGCUCACCGAGAUCUCAAACCGGAAAAUUUGCUCUUCAUGAAUGACACAGCCGAAGCUACAAUUUGCCUUACGGAUUUCGGCUUUGCGAAAGAAUGUGAUCAGGUUUUACAAACUCCUUGCUACACGCCGUACUACGUGGCACCGGAAAUCCUACAAGCCGAGCACCGUAAAAGUGGCACAUACGACAAGUCAUGUGAUGUUUGGUCAUUGGGGGUUAUUCUGUACAUUUUACUCUGUGGACACCCGCCCUUCUAUUCUGAGGGAGGAGGUCAUAUUUCUCCCGGAAUGAAGAGACGAAUUCGCUCCGGUAUCUAUGAAUUUCCUGAGGAGGACUGGAAGGACAUCUCAGCAUCCGUCAAAGAUUUGAUUCGUAAAACACUUCACAUUAACCCUGACCGACGAAUGACUAUAGACGAAAUCAUGCGACACCCUUGGAUUGCUCAAUGCGAGGAUGUACCAUCUACUCCCCUACUAUCCCACACUAAACUCAAGGCCAAGCCUGAAGUUCAAAAAGAGAUUAAGAAUGACAUGGAGCAAGCCCUGUCUGAAAUGCGAGUGAGUGAGAAUGCCACCGUAAUACCGUUGGAAGAUGCGACCAGUAGCUUGCUUGACCGCAGAAAGGCGAAGGGUAAAGGACCCCCUAAACCGCUCGUAAUGUGAUAGAAUCUUUCCAAUGAUUAUAUGCCGUACCUGACGAUAUCUUUGCAGGGACACUCUACUUUUGCUAGAAGGCCUACUAUCUUUAUAGAUGUUCGCCUAGUAGGCAGCUCAUCUGAUGGUAUAAUAGUGCGCUGACAUAUAGUCUCCUCAAACACGAUCUGUCAAACCGCAAGUUAUCCUCUUCUUAUAUCGAAUGGAUUAAGGUUUGAUAAAUUCUGGGUAGGUCUAGUUAGCAAAGUACGUAUAAAAAAGGGAAGCUGUUUGGGUUAUGCUUUCGCACCAGGAUUGAAUUCGGACUUCCUCGUCGUGUGCGAAGAAACCAUUCAGUAUAUGCACUAGCUCACAUUCUAAGGUCAGUGGUGCUAUGUGCAACCUACUAGGGGGGGGGGCUGAAAUUCUCGACAAUUACUUGUUCGUUAUAGAUGUACGUUGUGUAUUUGCAUCCAACAAGUAAACUUUUAUUCUAUAAAAUACGAUAUGGCAGCAAGAAUGGCAGUAUGACGCAGAUUGUAGCAUCGCUCCGUCGAUAUUCAAUACAAGUGUCGGCCAAUCAAAUCAUGUACUAUGUUGUACAAUACAACCACUCUUGUAUCCCUGAUGUGUCUUGGUGUCUGGUGAAGAAAAAGUAUGUCUGUGCAGCAAAGAGCAACUUCUGAAUUCUGACAAACGAAUUCGUUCUGAUCAAAUAUUCUUAAACUGAGUUUUCGUAUGUCUGUUCUACUAUACGUAAGAAAAAAGCCAUCAACACCCUUUCGAAUGAGAAUUGGACAAUAUGCACCCUCACAUAUUAAAAAGAUGUGCCC
This is a messenger RNA of Sphaeroforma arctica JP610, 1585 nucleotides long. RefSeq names its product camk/mapkapk/mk2 protein kinase. The annotation marks the transcript as partial. Gene Ontology annotation, molecular function: calcium-dependent protein serine/threonine kinase activity; mitogen-activated protein kinase binding; ATP binding. NCBI's taxonomy places the organism in Eukaryota, Ichthyosporea, Ichthyophonida. Gene Ontology annotation, cellular component: cytoplasm; nucleus. Gene Ontology annotation, biological process: Ras protein signal transduction; peptidyl-serine phosphorylation; protein autophosphorylation. The record is from RefSeq and is a predicted model, not a curated record. The transcript is spliced from 6 exons.